Messenger RNA from Lichtheimia ornata, 3246 nucleotides. RefSeq lists its product as uncharacterized. The record is from RefSeq and is a predicted model, not a curated record. Gene Ontology annotation, molecular function: proteasome binding; cysteine-type deubiquitinase activity. Gene Ontology annotation, biological process: regulation of proteasomal protein catabolic process; proteasome-mediated ubiquitin-dependent protein catabolic process; protein deubiquitination. NCBI's taxonomy places the organism in Eukaryota, Fungi, Mucoromycota, Mucoromycetes, Mucorales, Lichtheimiaceae. The transcript has 13 exons. The coding region runs from base 1 to 3246 and encodes 1081 amino acids.
AUGGAUACGGCGUCUUUUGCACCGACAACGGUCGACACUCAACCACCGGAUAUCAGCAACACAGUGGAGACUCGUUUUACUCCUGCAGGUCUUCUCUCGUUCCUGUACUAUCAAUACGAUCGCGUCUCGAGUGACAACAAUCGCGACUCCCAUCCCCAUGAAUUCCUUGCAUGUCCAGCUGAACAAGACGCGAAUCCACCAUUCUUAUGUCAAAUUUGCCAUAAGCGUCUCGUUGUCAAGGCAUUGUCAACAACAACAACCCAAGCAUCGAUAUGCAGUGCCGGCCCAACACACCAUUACCACUUGCAACAACAACCACCUCGUUUUGAAUGCUGUGGCUGUCGCUAUGCCAUGCAAGUAACCUUGGCCGAUCCUAUUAUGAAGCCCGAGCUAUUUCACCAGUUGCUCGAAGGACGACGUAUGCACCUUGAAAAGGACCAAGCUCAAGCACCCAACAUGGUUGACGCAUUGAAGCUGCUCUUGACCUAUGUGAAGAACUUGCUUGCGGGUGAUCAACGAAGCAUCAAUAGCAAGAAUCCUCAUUUUCAAGCACGUAUUGGAUUGGAUGAUGCAAGCAAAUCCAUCAUGGCAUGCAUUGGAUACACAUUCAACUCGGAGACUGAUUAUUUCGAUGCACCCCAAAUCACAUCAUCCGAUCGCAGUCGCUGGAUCAGCAUUCGUGAUGAACUCUUGGUCUGUCUCUAUGCAUUGCAAGAUCAAGUGAACGAUGAUGAUGAUACCACCCAGCUCAAUGUUGUCCCUACCGUCAAAAGAGCCAUGCCCACAUUACAAGAUACCAUCGGCGUCGAUCGAUCCAAGGAACGUCUCAUGCCUGAUGCUGAACCUACCGAGGAAGAUCAACCUGAACUCUAUUUGGGAAGCGUGGCCGAAGCAACCGAUGCCGUGUUGGUUUGGUUAUAUCAUCGCCUCAUCCAAGAAACACCUGACAAGGCACACAUUUAUAUCGAUGUUUUGGCCAAGGAAGCACGUAGGAGAGAAAGCGACAAGUUAUGGACCGAGGUGGCAUUGGAAUCCAGUAAAGGUCAAUUGGGCGAUACCGACAUCAAAAAGGCAUACAGCUACUAUGGCAUUGAUCCUCAAGCAAUGGAUGUGGAUGAAGGGGCUUUGAUCGACUUGUAUGAUUCAAAGAUGGAACAAGAACCAAAGUCUACAAAGGAGCACAGAGACGCCUUGGAAAUCAUCGCCAAUAUCCGAAUGAGCAAUGCAUUACGUGAACAUUUGAAAAAGACUGAAAAGACAACAACAGGAUCAGUACCUCCACCGCCACCUCCUCGCCAUGAAGGUCCUGUUGGAUUGAACAAUAUCGGUAAUACGUGCUAUCUGAAUAGCUUAUUACAGUACUAUAAUACGCUGGUGCCAUUGCGUGAGACAAUUGUACACAUGGAUGAUUUUGUGGAGGAUGAAACACAGCCUGGUUGGACACCCAAAAGAAUCGGUGGCAUUGAGGUGGAUCAAAAAGAAGUGCAGCGGGCAAAAAAGUUUGUUACCAAUCUUCGAGAGUUGUUUGUCAACCUUGGCAAUUCCAAAGCUAGAGCGAUAUCACCGACCUAUGAUUUGGCGUACAUGGCUCUUUUGAAUGGAAAGGAUCUUGAGGAAGCUGAAGAUAAGGCAACACAAAAAAAGCAGCAGGAUGAAAAACCAUCGCCAUCACCACCACCACAGCCACAGCCACAGCAGCAGGAGAAUGGUCAAGCGAAAAAGGAUGGGGAGCAACAUGAGCAACCAGAAGAUAACAAUACAUCAGCAUUGGAAGAACAACCAAAGGAGAAUAGAACAUCCAAUGGACAACAAGAGCAAAAGGAUGAGUUACCAGCCAAUGGUGCAGCUCAAGAUUCAGACGCAGCCUCCUCUGAAAAACCAUCAACCACCUCUGACAACAAUGGAUCCUCUGAGAAACCAUCAACCAUCUCUAACAACAAUGGAUCAGCUCCACUUUCAGACACGCCCUCCUCUGAGAAACCUCCUAUCUCUGAGAACAACAGCAAUGACGACUCGAUUGUGCCAGAUGCUGACAAGGAAAAUGAACUACCACCCUCGUAUGAUCAAGUUGUCAAGGAAAAAGAAAAAGGGGAUUCGAAUGGUGGUGCUCUUAUCCUUUAUGAGAAGAAGCCCGAAUUGCCUAGUAGGCGACCUAGUGCAGCAAACAUGAUGCUUGGCAAGCAACAAGAUGUCACUGAAUGCAUGAGCAAUGUCAUGUUUCUUAUUGAAGCAGCCUUGAAGCCUUUGGAAAAGAAAAAUGACGAGCAGACCAGAGAUAUUGUGCGAGACCUCUUUUAUUUCAAGGCCAGGCAAAUUCUUACCUACCAAGAUACCCAAACGCUUCGCAAUGUGCGAAAGGAGCAGCAUGAGGAAUUUGCUCACGUGAUGGUGGAUGCUGUUGAAGGCAAGGAUCUUUAUGAUGGAUUGGACGAGUACUUUUUUGCUGGACGGGUAGAAAACUUCCAUGGUGGACGAGGAGCUACGCGUGAAGUCACUGUCAGUACAUUUCCACCCGUAUUGCAGAUCCAAGUACAGCGAGUGCAAUUUGAUCGAGAGACAUCCAAUGUUUACAAGAGCAAUGCUUUUAUCAAAUUGGAAAAGGUGAUCUACUUGGACCGCUACAGUGAAUCCAAUUGUGAAGCGUUGGCGGGUCGUCGUGCUGAGGUUGCUGCAUGGCAAAAGGAGGUGGAAUCCAACAAGGAAAUUAUUCAACAGCUCACAGAAAACAAGGCGUAUCCAAUGCCCAUCCCCCAAAUGUUGGAAGCCUCCGCUGCUAUAUUGGAAGAAUAUCGUGAUCAAGAAAGCGAGGAACUGGCCCAGCUGCAUGAACAAGCAUUACAAUUGCUAAAAGAUGAGGCGGAUACAGCAAGGAAAACCAUUGAAAAGAGUAGAGAAACCAUUGAUCAACUCCAGCAACGGAUACGGGCACAAUAUGAAGACUUGACGGAUAUUGCGUAUCGCUUACACGCCGUUUUUAUCCAUCAAGGUCAAGCCAACUAUGGUCAUUAUUGGGUGUAUAUCUACAAUCAUCAAAAGCAACAAUGGUGGAAGUACAAUGACUCUUUGGUAACCAAGGUGGAUGAGAAUGAGAUUUUCCAGAAUACCACAGGACGCACAGCGAACCCUUAUUUUGUCGUCUAUAUCAAGGAAUCCGAAGUAGAGAGACUUGUUGAUCUUGGUGGUGCGACAAACAACCAUGAACAAGAGCAAGAGGAGCAAAAUGCCAAUCAAAGUACUAGUAGCUAA